UUCUCUCGGUUAGUGUUUAACCAAACAUCUGUUAUAAGGGGUGGGCUGCUGAACUUAUGGAAAGAGGAUUGCUAGCCUGAAACUCAGGCAGACAACUUCUGCGGGGUGGGAAGAGAGGGAAGGAGGGCUGGAGGCCAGUGGCACAGAAGGGAGACACAAUGGAAUCUGGCUUCACCUCCAAGGACACUUAUCUAAGCCAUUUUAACCCUCGAGAUUACCUAGAGAAAUAUUACAGCUUUGGGUCCAGACACACUGCAGAAAACCAGAUUCUCAGGCAUCUUCUGAAAAAUCUUUUCAAGAUAUUCUGCCUAGAUGGCGUGAAGGGAGACCUCCUGAUUGACAUCGGCUCCGGCCCCACCAUCUAUCAGCUCCUCUCCGCGUGCGAGUCCUUCAAGGAGAUCAUCGUCUCGGACUACACGGACCAGAACCUGCAGGAGCUGGAGAAGUGGCUGAAGAAGGAGCCAGAGGCUUUCGACUGGUCCCCAGUGGUGACCUACGUGUGCGAUCUCGAAGGAAACAGGGUCAAGGGGCCAGAGAAGGAGGAGAAGUUGAGGCAGGCGGUGACGCAGGUGCUGAAGUGCGACGUGACCCAGAGCCGGCCGCUGGGCGCCGUGCCCCUGCCCGCGGCCGACUGCCUGCUCAGCACGCUGUGCCUGGACGCCGCCUGCCCCGACCUCCCCAGCUACCGCACCGCGCUCCGCAACCUCGGCAGCCUGCUCAAGCCGGGGGGCUUCCUGGUGGUGGUGGACGUGCUGAAGAGCAGCUACUACAUGAUUGGCGAGCAGAGGUUCUCCAGCCUCUCCGUGGACCGCCAGGCGGUGGAGGCCGCGGUGAGAGAGGCCGGCUACGCGAUCGAGCAGUUCGAGGUGAUCUCUCAGAAUUACCCGUCCACCAUGGCCAACAACGAAGGACUUUUCUUCCUGGUGGGGCGGAAGCUGAGCAGGUCUGCAUGACGCCUGUGAUCUCAAAUAAAGCAAUGCCUUUGACCUGC
Molecule: messenger RNA, 991 nt
Organism: Microcebus murinus (gray mouse lemur)
Lineage: Eukaryota; Metazoa; Chordata; Mammalia; Primates; Cheirogaleidae
Gene: NNMT
Product: nicotinamide N-methyltransferase
Cellular component (GO): cytosol
Molecular function (GO): nicotinamide N-methyltransferase activity
Source: RefSeq, a predicted model, not a curated record